Molecule: messenger RNA, 1295 nt
Organism: Spodoptera exigua (beet armyworm)
Lineage: Eukaryota; Metazoa; Arthropoda; Insecta; Lepidoptera; Noctuidae
Source: the annotation of a GenBank genome assembly
GGUAACACACCGCACGGUGCCGGGACAUAGUUUAGAAAAAAUAAUCCGCAACCAUGAGAGCCUGGUGUACAAAGAAAGCCGUAAUUUUUAUUGCUGUAGUGCUUAUUUUAUUACUUUUGUAUAACGCUGCAAAAACUGCUAAGGACAGCCAUCAAAUUACUUCAAAGCAUCAAGUAAUUUCAGGUAGUAAAAAAACUAUUGUUGAAUCUCAAACAUUUGUUAAUAGUGAAGUGCGUGAAAGUGUGAAAAGUAAAGACAAUAUGAAAUACAUAUUGCAGUGGACAUUACCACAAAAUGUUCCCUUCGUUUACAUGGGGAAAGGCCAAGAAGGAUUUGUAUCUAGAAAUUGUCCAUAUACAAACUGUUUUGUCACAGCAAAUCGGACGUACCUCGGUGAUUACACAAAAUUUGAUGUCAUAGCUUUUGCUGGGCCUGAAGUAGUUCGUUAUAAUAAGGACCGACUGCCACAGAACAGAUCCCCACAUCAAAAGUAUGCGUUUGCGAGUAUUGAAUCUUCAGAUAAUUAUCCACUCUGUUCCAAUUUAUUGAACGGGUUCUUCAAUUGGACGUGGACUUACAAGCUGGAUUCCGAAAUACGGUGGGGAUAUAUGACUAUCAGAGAUAAAAACAAAACCAUCGUCGGUCCCAAAAAGGAGAUGCAUUGGUUAAAGUUGGAAGACAUGGAACCAAUUAGUGAAGAUUUUAAACGAAGGUUAAAGACAAAAACAAAAGCUGCAGCUUGGUUCGUAUCAAAUUGUUACAGUAAAAGUAGAAGGACGGCUGUCGCUAAACAACUUGAUGAAGAAUUAAAAAAAUACAACUACAGCGUCGAUAUAUACGGCUCGUGUGGAACUCUGUCAUGUUCACGUGAUAAUGAUGAAAGCUGCAAUGAUUUAAUUAAAAAUGACUAUUAUUUUUAUUUGUCAUUCGAAAAUUCAUUUAGCGAGGACUAUGCUACAGAGAAAUUAUGGCGCGCAUUAAAUUAUGAUGCUGUUCCUAUCGUCUACGGCGGAGCGAACUAUACGAGGUUCAUGCCAGAUGGCAUUUAUUUGGAUGCCAGAAAGUUGUCAAUUCAGGAAUUAGCUGCAAAAAUGAACGAGUUGAUUAAUGAUCCAGAUAAAUAUGCAGAAUAUUUUAAAUGGAAAAAUUAUUACUCUUAUCAUCGUCAACAUGAAAGCGUGGAUACUGAACCAUACUGUUUGUUUUGUACCCAUUUAAAUAAUGAAGAAAUGGUGAAAAAAACAACAAUUUACGAAGACUUUAAACGUUGGUGGACGCCGCCAGGCCGGUGCUGA